GAAACGUUGAAACACAAACUUCCUGUCUGACCACGACCCCAUAUCUUCUCAACUGUGGGUCGUGUUCCUCUCACACCGGCACAGCAGCAGACUCCAACUCGCAGCCGAUAACCUCCACUUCAACCCCACAUUCGGUUCCAGUCACGACUCUGGUGUCACAAUGGAUGUCAGUCCCGUGUCCAUUCACCCGCUUUCCGCCAUCAGACCUGAGAACUGUGUUUGUAUACGCAGCUAGCAUUCAGUCCAGCUGUUCUCUCUCUCUCGAGUGUUUUUCAAUCCAGUCCUUUGCUUUUUUUUAUUUACUUAUUUAUUUAUCGAUAAACUACCUCAAUAAGCCGCGAGUGCUCAGCGAUGAUGGACUCCACCACACUGGCGACUCUGGCUGCGGCCUCCACCGUGGCUGUGGCCUCACAGACCGACAUGUCCGGCUACUUGUGGCUGUUGGUGCUGGGCUUCUUCAUCGCCUUCAUCCUUGCUUUCUCUGUGGGGGCCAACGAUGUGGCCAACUCAUUCGGCACGGCGGUGGGCUCUGGCGUCGUGACCUUGCGGCAGGCGUGCGUCCUGGCCACCAUCUUCGAGACGGUGGGCUCGGUGCUGCUGGGGGCCAAAGUCAGCGAGACCAUCAGGAAGGGCAUCAUUGACGUCCAGAUGUACAACCAGUCCGAGCAUGUGCUGAUGGCCGGAUCUAUCAGUGCCAUGUGUGGUUCUGCUGUGUGGCAACUGGCCGCCUCAUUCUUGAAGCUCCCCAUUUCAGGAACCCACUGCAUCGUUGGCGCCACCAUCGGUUUUUCUGUGGUAGCUCGAGGCCAUCAUGGGGUCAAAUGGAUGGAGCUCCUUCGCAUUGUUGCUUCCUGGUUCCUGUCGCCCGUCCUAUCUGGCAUCAUGUCCGGAAUUCUUUUUUAUUUUGUCCGCAAAUUCAUUCUGAAUGAGGCUGACCCCGUACCAAACGGCCUCCGUGCUCUUCCUGUCUUCUACGCCAUCACCAUGGGCAUCAACCUGUUCUCCAUCAUGUUCACUGGCGCGCCACUGCUGGGCUUUGACAAAAUGCCGUGGUGGGGGACUCUGGGCAUCUCACUGGGCUGCGCUGUGGUCACCGCGGUGGUUGUCUGGUUUGUCGUCUGUCCACGUCUCAAAAGGAAGAUCACAGGUCAAGUGCCUGCGGCCCCUUGUGACACCCCCCUGAUCGAGAAGAAGGCAAGUCCACCUGCACCAGUAGAGGCCCCCAAGAUCUCCCGAGACCCUCCGACCCACUUGCCUCCAUCAGUGGGCGAGAAGGUGGCUUUUAAACUGGGAGGAUCAGAGGAGGCAGAUUUGGACUCUAGUGACAUGGACAUCAUGAAUGGUUUCAAUGGCUCUGUUGGGCCCAUGAUGAUCACAGACCCGCAGAGUGGGCGCUCCCACACCAUCCACAAGGAUUCAGGCCUCUACAAAGACCUGCUGCACAAACUCCACAAGGCGAAAGUGGGUGACUGUAUUGGGGACAGCGACACGGAGGAGCGACCCAUGAGGAGGAACAACAGCUACACCUCCUACACCAUGGCCAUCUACGGGAUCCAAGGAGACGCCAAGUACAAGGAGGUGGACGGCGGGCUGCAGAGGAGGUCCCGGGGGGAGAGCUGCAGUAGCUACAGCUCGGUGGUGACAAGUGGAAGCACGGGGCAGGAUGUGUGCGUGAUGGAGGAGGCUGCAGGAGAAGCACCAGUGGAGGAGGACGCGCUGGAGAUAGACCACCCAGCUGUUUCUCUGCUCUUCCAGUUCCUGCAGAUCCUCACUGCCUGCUUCGGUUCCUUCGCUCAUGGAGGGAACGAUGUCAGCAAUGCGAUCGGCCCCCUGGUGGCGCUGUGGCUCAUCUAUGACAGCGGCUCUGUCAUGUCCAACGCCCCCACUCCGAUCUGGCUGCUGCUGUACGGGGGAGUGGGCAUCUGCCUGGGGCUGUGGGUGUGGGGUCGGAGGGUGAUCCAGACCAUGGGGAAAGACCUGACACCCAUCACACCUUCCAGUGGUUUCAGUAUUGAACUGGCCUCUGCCCUCACCGUGGUGGUGGCAUCCAACAUUGGACUUCCUGUCAGCACAACGCACUGCAAGGUGGGCUCCGUUGUUGCUGUGGGGUGGCUGCGCUCCAGGAAGUCCGUGGACUGGCUUCUGUUCCGCAACAUAUUCAUCGCCUGGUUUGUCACGGUUCCCAUUUCCGGCCUGAUCAGUGCCGCCAUCAUGGCGCUCUUCAUUCAUGUGAUCCUCUGAACGACUGGGGUCACAAGCUGCUGUUUCCACACAUGAAACUGUAUUUUUAAAUCCGUGUAAUUAUUAUUGUUUUGUAUAUUCAGCAGUGGGAGUCAGUCAGUCAUGUUGUCUGGAAU
Synchiropus splendidus (mandarinfish) is the source of this 2357-nucleotide messenger RNA. It is a transcript of the gene slc20a1a, whose product is annotated as solute carrier family 20 member 1a. NCBI's taxonomy places the organism in Eukaryota, Metazoa, Chordata, Actinopteri, Syngnathiformes, Callionymidae. The transcript has 11 exons. The record is from RefSeq and is a predicted model, not a curated record. Gene Ontology annotation, molecular function: phosphate transmembrane transporter activity. Gene Ontology annotation, biological process: phosphate ion transmembrane transport. The coding region runs from base 352 to 2241 and encodes 629 amino acids. Gene Ontology annotation, cellular component: membrane.